UUUGCAGGUCACGGAGAUGGACACCUCUGACAGGAAGUUACAGCAGAAGGCUCUGCAGCAACCUAAGCAGAAGAAAUCCAAGUCGGCUGAAUUUCUGAUGGGUGAGGAAGACAGCGACACUGUAGUGGGCAUAGAUAACCCAGCCUUCGAUGGAGAAGGAAGCACUGAGCUUCCUCCGACUUGGCUGGGGAGAAAAAUGCGAGGUGACAGGCCGGAUAGCACCCUUGCAGCUCACCAUAAAAAAAUGGAGCUGCAAGCCCCUGCCAAAGAAAGAGGAAAUGAACAUGCCCAAAAUUACUUUGACCCAUCGUCGGCAGAGCAGAUAGACCCUAGGCAUCACAGGACGACUGGGGUCAGCACUAAAGAUGAGUUGGAAUUAACAAUACUAAACGCAGAUGAAAACAGGUUGUAUGAAAGGAUGGCGGCUUUGCUGGAGGACGAUGACACGUCUUUAGACAUACCUGGUACACUACAAGCCUCCAGGGAUGAUGAGGUGUUGGAGGUGAAGGCGGGUGAUCUGGUGCUUCAGCGGCGACUGCUGCUCCACAGUGGUGGUGACGCCUCGGGCUCUGGGCCCUCGCAGGCCCACGCCACUGCCAAAACACGAGCCAAGGGUGGAGAACUCCAAGCAGGGAGGAUGGAGAUGGGCACUGUAAAAACGAGGACAGCUGAGGAAGUGAUUCCCCACUACGCCCAGCAGCUGAGGGAGCGUGUGCAGCCUGACAUGAUCACGCUUGGCAGCCUUUCACUGCAGCAGCAACAAGCUCAGAAUAAACCCUUGAAGAUGACUGAAUGGGAAAAGAGAAAGAAAAGGCUGGCUUCCCUUUUCACCGGGAACAGUGAGGGCUUUCUAAAGAAUGCGUCCUCACCCAGAGACUGUGAUGAAGCGCUCAGACCACAGCCCAGGCUGAACACGCUGUUUCCAUGCGCUGAAAGCCCGUCAGUCAGCGUGCUGGGGGGAGGCCAAGGAGACGGCAAACACGGCCAGAUGACGGCACUCCUGGAAUCCUCCGCUUUGGCGUCACGCCCCCUGUGGCCGAGUGACGGGAGUUCCCUUCCUCAGCCUGUGGAGGUGCGUGUGUGUUGCCUAAGAGCCACCAGAGACAAACUUCCCAGAGGCCUCUACUCUAUCCGGGUGACGCUCCACAGCCGUCUAGGGGGUUCGACUCUUGCUUUCCGCGGUCUGAACAAGCAGCAGGACGCGGGAAUGUCCACGGAGCCGACGGAGCACCGUGGCCGCUUCUACCACAACGAUCUACCGAUUAACCAGAGCCUGUUCAUGAACUUACCUGCUGCCUGUGAUGUCAGCCCCUCCAUGGUCCUGGUAUUCCAGCUCAUCAACCUAGCUGGGCACAGCGGCCAUGUCAGCUCUACUCUAUCCUGGGGUGCUUUUCCUAUUUGUGGGCCAAGCUUCUGUCUGGUCCAGGGCAAGUUCAAAACUCCAUUGUUGAGGGGGGAGCCCAACCAACAAAUGGACCAAUUUAGGAAGAUCGAGGCCCAAAUCUGCUCUGACCUGGACCACUGGCUUUGCAACUUAUAUUUUCAGGUGAAAGGGCUCCCACCAGGCACAUCUGUGCAGUCUGAGCUCUCCAUGGUGGCACUGAACCCUCCUGCGAUCAAACCUGAAAUCCAUCACGAUCAAGCCCAGCCUCGGCCCCCGUCCCACUCACUUCUCUGUCCCCAGCCCGAGUCCCAAACCCAGCUGUGUGCCGGCCCCAGCUGCAGAGGAGAGCCCGUUGUUCUGCAUUCGCAUCAGGGGUCUUGUCUCCAUCUGUCAGCUGAUUCCGCUUGCUCUUCCUCGUCUCUCCCAGGAAAAACUGACCCUCUCUCUGGGAGUAGCGAGGGGAGGAGUGAUCCGUCCAGAGAGGGCGCAGAGGGUGGGAACCACUGCAAGAAGAAGCCAAUCAAGAAGACAAAUAGCUGUGGCCCCAGCAUGAGCGGCAGAAGCGCACCGCCUCGGCAGGCAGGCAAACACAAGACGCAGACUUCAACGGAAACCCUCUCUGCAGAAGAGAUAGAGGAGUAUACGUUCUCUCUACAGUCAGCCCCAACUGGACCGAGUCCUCCACCCCUCACCGACCGAGUCCGCAUCGCCCUCUGCAUGCUGCUGUCCGAGCUGGGCCUGCCGUUGCUGCGGCAACAACAUCAACAACACCUGAAUGGGAGCUGGCAUGACUCCGUUCAGCAGCUCGGCCUCAUUAUGCUGCUCCUAACUUUGAUGUGGUUUGCGAGGCUUUACCUGCAUUACUGCAGCCAGUGGCUCUACCUUCAGGCCAUAGCGGUUCCUGUCAACAAAUUCCGCUUCCACGCACACACAGUGGAGCUCGUCUACCAGAGUUCUUUGCUCCACACCCGGGAGGAACUGGCUAUGGUGAUGGUGGGUCCCCUGACCUUGAACGCAGUAACGUUCCUGCUGGUUCUGAUCAGAUGGGGCUGUCAACUGAUAUUUGGCUCACUCCCUUCAUUCAUGUCAAAGUUUAUCAUGGCUCAGGGAGUGUGGACAGUCCUCGACCCCCUAGCAGUCUUUGCUGUGGACGCCGUCCUCGGGCGUCUCUCUUACAGCCCUGAUGUACCAGUGGGCGAUGCAGCUAAGCUUUACUGGCACUUUUAUCGAGCUGACCGGUCAGGUGCAGCAGGAGUGAUCAUCACUCUAUUCCUGUAUGGAGUCCAUUUCCUGCUCUCCAUUACUAUUCUGUCUAUUUACCUGCUCAGGUUCCACAACGAUGGCCGCAUGCUAGACGUCUUCCAGCGACUCACCGCUAAGGAGGGAAAAUACUUCUUGCCUCAAGACCUUGAGCUGUCCAAUCAGGAGCUUAGCUACAUCGUCAAAAAAGCUGAGCAGUGGAGAGGCUUCAAUGGGGAGAGGCGUAAGGUGGCUGUUUAUGAUUAUGUCUGGACGGCGGAGGACGUCCUGUCGAGUACUGCCGAUCCGGGAGAGGAGCCCCACAUGGAGGCACCACCACCACUAGAGGGUGAGACCAGUACCCAUGUGAUCAUCUACACUCUGUACGUGAGCGGGCUGAAGCAAAGAUACAGGCACUUCCUCCGUCAACCUGAUGGGGCGAUUGUUGAGGUGAUAGGUGAAAUAGAUGGAGAUGACAGCGGAACUGGCUCAGGUCACAGUGCUGGCCAUCAGAAAGAGGAGAGUAAAAGUGCAAGCCAUUCAAUCCAACUGCGAAAGCGAAAGAAACCAUUAAGCCGAUUCCACCGUGUUGAGCCUUUAGGAGGUAGUGGACGUGGUUCCAGUUCUGCUCUACAAGACCUUCAUGAAUGAUUUUAAAAUCAGAUUAGGAUUCCCCAAUAUGACACCAGUUACAUGGAUGUUGUGUUGACAUGAGUUCUAUUCCUCUUUCGUCUUAGUUGAUUGGGCUUUGUACGGUUUUAUCCAAAACAAAAGCUUGACUAAUGGCAUGACUCAGAAACAAAUGUUGAGUUGUUUGCCACAGUGUCAGGUCUAUACAACCUAAUGCUCACAAACAAAGCAUGUGAACCCAUCUGUAUUUCAAUAAAUGCUUCAGCAACACUUGUAAUGAAUGCAGGUAGUCAAAUAUCCCACAAUGCCUCAACGCUGUGAAAUAUGAAGAUUCUUAAAGUCACUAAUCAGAAGACGAGUGAUAAAAUAUCAAUUUUGGCCUUACAUUAAACAGGAUAAUAUUCAGGCCAGCUUGAUUUGUAUUGAAUAUGUGUCUGCUAGCCGGUGCUUAGUGUAAUGAAGUGGCUCACAAAUCAGGCUGUAAUGGCCUCCUACUUACACAUAUUGCUUAAUUAAAGGUUGUGAGCUUAUUAGCAUGUGUCUCUGGCGCGGGCUACGGGAAAAUGGGGAGCAGGACUGAUGUCAUUCAGGGCUUGGCUUUAAAGGUUUUAUAGAUAGAGGAACCUAUCAUACUAAAGCUAUUGCCCCUCUAAAAUCUGAUCUUAAUAACCAAUCAUUUUCAUUGAUGAUGAUUUGCCUUUAUGAGCAGCCAUUACAGAUCAAGUUCAGGGUCUCUCUGAAUGGCGAUAGCCUCCAUUUUUGCUCGUCAUAAUCAGCGGCACACCUUACUUUGGCCUUGAAGUUGCUCCAUGUUUCAACCAUUGCUGUCUUGGCCUUGGGGUGUGGAGAGGAUUGCAUAUGGACACGCAUAUUCAAAUGUAGAACUCUGGCAUAAAAUUACACUGUUUAAACAAAAGAGCCCAGUUAUCUGUGAUUUGAAUUUUGAAAAAAUAACAAAAUACAGUUUAAAUUCUAUGAUUAACAAAUAAACUCCUGUAUCUUCAAAUACUAAAUACGUUAUUUUCUGCUCCAUAAGGCACACUUAAAAGUCUUUAAUAUGAUUUUUUUUCUUUUUAAACUACAGUGUGCCUUAUAAUCUUGAGAGACUAUUAGGAUUAAGGUACAUGUUUGACUGGGUGUUUUUCUAAGAAUGCUAACACGACUAUCGUGUAGGGAUGUUUGACAGUGGGGUUUUUGAGAGGGACCUGGUUUCAGGCCAGAUGACGCUUAAACACAACAUUAAACUCACCAUUAGCCAGAAGCAGAAAUUUUGCAACUGUACCAAGAAGCUAAAUUUGCGGAUCUGUACUAGAGAAGUCUUAACCUUCACGGUAACCCUUUCCCUAACUCUUACCCUAAUCGUAACCUGUUUCCAAGGUUU
Oryzias melastigma (Indian medaka) is the source of this 4634-nucleotide messenger RNA. It is a transcript of the gene ofcc1, whose product is annotated as orofacial cleft 1 candidate 1. NCBI's taxonomy places the organism in Eukaryota, Metazoa, Chordata, Actinopteri, Beloniformes, Adrianichthyidae. Bases 17 to 3274 code for a protein of 1085 amino acids. The transcript has 23 exons. The record is from RefSeq and is a predicted model, not a curated record. Gene Ontology annotation, cellular component: perinuclear region of cytoplasm.